Molecule: messenger RNA, 1101 nt
Organism: Lontra canadensis (Northern American river otter)
Lineage: Eukaryota; Metazoa; Chordata; Mammalia; Carnivora; Mustelidae
Gene: BEAN1
Product: brain expressed associated with NEDD4 1
Exons: 5
Coding region: 203-997 (264 amino acids)
Source: RefSeq, a predicted model, not a curated record
CUAAGUCGGGACUCAACAAGUCGGCAGGCUGGCUCCGCUAUUCUGUUCCAAGGAUUACAUGUCCUUCAAACGUCCCUGUCCCUGACUGGUGCUCCACAGAACAUCCUCGUCAGAGUUCACUGUCCUAAGGAAACCCUCCCUGCAGCAUCUCCACCAUGAAGCCCCUCCUUUACUAAUUCAUUUCAUCUAAUGAAGCCUUGAGAUGACUUUGCCCAUAACAUCCUUCUCAUGGCUCCCUGAUGUCUCUCGGUACAACCGAACCAGCUAUUUCUACCCCACGUACUCGGAGAGCUCGGAGCACAGCCACCUGCUGGUGUCUCCUGUAUUGGUGGCCAGUGCAGUCAUAGGGGUGGUCAUCAUCCUCUCCUGCAUCACUAUCAUCGUGGGCAGUAUCCGCAGGGACCGGCAGGCCCGGCUCCAGCGGCACCGCCACCGCCACCGCCGUCACCAUCACCACCACCACCGCCACCGCCGCCGUUACCACCGAGAGUACGAGCAAGGAUACGUGUCUGAUGGGCACACGUACAGUCGCUCGAGCCACCGGAUACGCUUCAGCUGUAGCCCUGUCGAAGACUGGUCCCCUCCCUUGGACCUGAGUUCUGAUGGGGACGUGGAUGCCACAGUGCUUCGAGAUAUGUACCCGGAUUCUCCACCAGGUUAUGAGGAGUGUGUGGGGCCGGGAGCCACUCAGCUGUAUAUCCCCACGGAUGCACCACCGCCCUACUCACUGACCGACUCCUACCCCGUGCUGGAUGGCAUCAUGUAUGGGGGCAUCAUCCACAGCCCCGGCCGAUACCAGCAGGCGCAGAGGAUCCUGGGCCAGGCUGGCCUCCACACCAUCUCCAUGGAUAUCCUGCCCCCUUAUGAGGCUGUGUGUGGGCUUGGCCCCCCAUCAGGUCUGCUGCCGCUGCCGGGCCCAGAACCGGGGCCCAGGAGCUCCCCGGGCUCACCCACCCCGACCCGGGCCCCGGCCUCUGGUCCAGAAAGGAUUCUGUGAGUGACCCAGCCAGCCAGGUCCUGCGGUCCCUCGGGCUGAGCCACAAGGGCGUGCACAUACACAGAUACACACACAGGCUUACAAGGGCAUGCGCACAUGCACAC